AUUAUACAAUGGAUUGAUGCCGGGUCAAAAAAACCUGCCCCGAAUUGAUACAUAUAUUUUCCCCCAAAAUACAUACAAUCCCAUUUGCCUGAUUCUUCCUAGCUCUGCCCUAACCUGGAAUGAUUCUGGCAAAUUGUCUUCCUGAACCGGCACGUAACAUGGUCUCAGAAUCUGUGCAAGCGAGUUGUCUUAAAAAUGACGAGGCUGAAAACAGUUCUCCAGAACGGAAGGACCAAAAGGAUCUUCAGCAUGAAGAUAUGACGCUACAUGAUAUGUACUAUCACAAACUUUCUGAUGAUGAUAGUGACAGUGACUGGGAUCCCUUGCAAGAGCCUCCUGCAGCGCUGAAGUGGUUUUGUGUUAACUGUACCAUGCCUAACUCUGAUGAUGUUGUCCAUUGUGGUAUAUGUGGGGAACAUAGAGAAUCUGAAAUCCUUGUGCACGGAUUUUUUGCAUCCCCUUUUUCUAAAGGACUACUUGGGAGCAAAUUAGAAGUAGAAGGGAUAUUAAAAGAUUCAUGCUUUCAAGAUUUAACAUCAGACAAUAUCACAGCAGUAGGAUUUGAUGAAAGAAUGUUGCUUCACUCAGAAGUUAUAAUGAAACCGCAUCCGCAUCCAGAAAGACCAGAUCGACUACGAGUGAUUGCUGCUAGCCUUGCAACCGCAGGUAUAUUCCCUGGAAAAUGCUUCAAUAUACCUGCAAGAGAAAUUACUAGGGAAGAACUCAAGAAGGUUCAUUCUUUGGAGAAUAUUGAAGCUGUAGAACAGUCCAGCCAAAUUGUUGCCAGUUAUUUUACCUCUGAUACGUAUGCAAAUGAACAUUCAGCACUUGCUGCUCGUUUGGCAGCAGGUUUAUGUGCUGACCUAGCUUCAACGAUUUUCUCUGGCCGUGUCAAAAAUGGAUUUGCUUUGGUUCGUCCUCCUGGUCACCACGCUGGUGUAAGUCAUGCUAUGGGAUUUUGUCUGCACAACAAUGCUGCAGUUGCUGCUUUAGCAGCUCAGACGGCUGGAGCAAAGAGAGUUUUAAUUUUAGAUUGGGAUGUUCAUCAUGGAAACGGCACUCAGGAAAUAUUUGAGCAGAACAAAUCAGUUUUAUACAUAUCCUUGCAUAGACACGAGGGUGGGAAGUUUUACCCUUGUUCUGGAGCUGCUUCUGAGGUUGGUAAAAUGGGUGCAGAAGGUUACUGCGUGAAUGUUCCCUGGAGCCGUGGAGGAGUGGGUGAUAAUGACUAUAUCUUUGCAUUUCAGCAAGUUGUGCUCCCAAUAGCUUCUGAGUUUGCCCCUGAUUUCACAAUAAUAUCGGCUGGAUUUGAUGCUGCUCGGGGUGAUCCUCUUGGUUGUUGUGAUGUAACUCCUGCUGGUUUUGCACAAAUGACAGAAAUGCUAAGUACAUUGUCGGGGGGAAAAUUACUUGUUAUACUUGAGGGCGGAUAUAAUUUGCGAUCAAUAUCAUCCUCUGCUACAGAAGUAAUUAAGGUCUUGCUUGGUGAAAGACAUGGAUGCAAAGUGGACAAGGUUGUACCAUCUAGAUCCGGACUGCGGACUGUUGUUGAAGUUUUACAAAUUCAGAAGAAUUUUUGGUCUAAACUAGAACCAGUCCUCUCAAACCUGCUCUCAGUAUGGGGUGUUCAUCUGCAGGAAAGAAGGAAAAAGAUGAUAAAAAGGAAACGCGCUUUUGUACCCGUGUGGUGGAAAUUUGGGCGGAAAAGGUUUGCAUAUCAGGUCCUGACUAGAAGUGUUCGAUCAAAAUCAAAGAAAUGGUAGAAGUUAAAAAAGUCAUUAAAUGAUAGGAAUGUUAGCCAUAGCAGCAAAGGAGCAUGCUUCCUCAGUCUUUAUUUUGAUCGUCUGUAAAAGAGUCAUCUCACAGAAGGUCUAGAAUUUCAGGAUGUUUUUUUAUUGUGGAAAGCUACUUGUUGCUGCUGCUUUAUUUUGUGCUGCUGAUCGCACACACAGUGUGUUUGCAAAUGACGUGGCUGUUGUGACUUUCCUUUUGCGUAAAUACAGAAAGGUAGAGAACAAUUGAUGA
This is a messenger RNA of Daucus carota subsp. sativus, 2025 nucleotides long. Its product is annotated as histone deacetylase 15. Gene Ontology annotation, molecular function: histone deacetylase activity; transcription factor binding. The transcript is spliced from 17 exons. Gene Ontology annotation, biological process: negative regulation of transcription by RNA polymerase II. The record is from RefSeq and is a predicted model, not a curated record. Gene Ontology annotation, cellular component: cytoplasm; histone deacetylase complex. NCBI's taxonomy places the organism in Eukaryota, Viridiplantae, Streptophyta, Magnoliopsida, Apiales, Apiaceae. Bases 120 to 1763 code for a protein of 547 amino acids.